Molecule: messenger RNA, 1448 nt
Organism: Cyprinus carpio (common carp)
Lineage: Eukaryota; Metazoa; Chordata; Actinopteri; Cypriniformes; Cyprinidae
Product: electron transfer flavoprotein subunit beta-like
Exons: 7
Coding region: 104-895 (263 amino acids)
Cellular component (GO): cytosol
Molecular function (GO): electron transfer activity
Source: RefSeq, a predicted model, not a curated record
UAUUGGCUCACAGAAUGGGCGUUACUUUAAAUCCCGCCUCAAACGGUGUCACACCAAAAGCCGCUCGGGCUGGAUCCUCCCGCUGAGGUUUAGAAGAUUCACGAUGAGCGCCCGGGUUUUGGUCGGAGUUAAACGGGUCAUUGACUAUGCUGUCAAGAUCAGAGUCAAGCCUGACCGCACUGGAGUGGUUACAGACGGCGUCAAGCAUUCGAUGAACCCCUUCUGUGAGAUUGCGGUUGAGGAAGCCGUCAAACUCAAGGAGAAGAAGCUUGUGAAGGAGGUUGUGGCCGUCAGCUGUGGUCCUCAGCAGGUUCAGGAGACGAUCCGGACGGCUCUGGCCAUGGGUGCGGACCGUGGCAUACAUGUGGAAGUGUCCGGAAAGGACUACGAGACGCUUGCUGUAGCCCUGCAGUACGAGACGCUUGGUCCCCUGCAGGUCUCCAAGAUUUUCGCUGCUCUCGCCAAGAAAGAGCAAGCGGAUCUGAUCAUUCUGGGUAAACAGGCCAUAGAUGAUGACUGCAAUCAAACUGGACAGAUGACAGCAGCGUUGUUGGACUGGCCGCAGGGAACCUUUGCAUCUGAGGUGACCUUAGAAGCAGACAAGCUGAAGGUGGUGAGAGAAAUUGAUGGUGGAUUGGAGACCAUUAAGAUCAAUUUGCCAGCCGUGGUGACCGCUGACCUCCGUCUCAACACUCCCAGAUACGCCACACUGCCCAACAUCAUGAAAGCAAAGAAAAAGAAGAUCACGAAUGUGAAGCCUGCAGAUCUGGGAGUGGAUGUGAGCUCACGGCUGGAGGUGCUGAAGGUGGAUGAACCUCCUCAGAGACAAUCUGGAGUCAAAGUGGAGACGGUCCAUGAUCUGGUGGAGAAACUGAAAGAAGCUGGAAGAAUAUAGAGGAAGUAGAUGCAGGAGGGACGGUGCAGACUAACACUGAAGUUUUUUUCUGUAGGUCUUUCAUCACUGGUGAUGGAGCAAACUUUAAAGCCAGUAAAGUCUUGUUCGGCCCCGUCACAAGUCCAGACCAGACCCAUGUAGUUGAUGUAGUACCUGCUCCUGUGUGUUUCUGACUCUUAUGUUCAUGUGGCUACUGAGAGACACUGAUCCAUCAACACCUGUCUGUCCCAGCGAGGCCUUGCCAGUUUGUCAGUGCAUUUUAAAACAAAGUACAUCAAUAUUGUAGGGAACACUUUUGAAUGCACUAAUAAGCCAUUAAGUUUGCAUCAUUGAUACAUUCACUCAAAAUCAGAACAGACCUUUUCUGGGCUUCCUGUCAAUUAUUGUGUUAUUAACAACGUGUUAUCUGUGUACUUCAGUUAUGCUGAUUAAAGAUGAUCAUCAUUUUUAAUAGGACAGUGUCUCACAGCAUCAGUACCACAAGCACCUCUGAAAGAGUCCUGAUUGUACAGUAUCAUUUGAUGAAAAUAAAAGGUUCUCUUUUUCAUAUGCA